CAAUGCUGUUGAACCCGCUCUUCAGAUUGCAUGUUACCUGUGAUCAGAAUCUUUUACUCUGACUAUCCGGACUUUCCACAGCACCUCUAGGCAUCAAACAGACAGGUUAUCCUUAAAUGAGAACUCAGCUCAGUCAAUUGUGUCAAAACAACUUUGUUCCUGCUAAUUUUAGAGUAUAUAUUAAGGUAUUUAGAUAUUAAGCAAGAAAUUCGUAAGGUGUGUCAUAUUGACAUAGGGAAACACACUAAACAUUGAGCUUUGGCAAAAUCAUUGCUGGAACAUUUAGUCCUGUGGAAAGUUCCUUUAUGCAGGAGGAUACGAGCUGGAGCAAAAAAAGAAGCCAUGAACAUGUGUGCCCCCACAGAACUGCUGCUACGGCAGCACGUGUGCACUGCACAGUCCCUGAAGCAAUGCAAAACAAGCAUAUGAAAAACAUGUUCUAUUCUUACUCAAACUCCUCCUCACUUUCCUUACUAUCUAACCUAAAUUUAGACUUUGGAAAACCAAACCAGCCUUUCAAAAUAAAGAUAAGAACUCCUUCAGCACUUUACUGGAGAGGCUGGAAAGGACAUUUUUAGUACUCUGCCAAACACAGUGACGAAGCUGGAACAGAAAAACAGUCUUGUAUUUCUAGGUCGACAUCUUUUUAAGAUUUUGUCUUCUGUCAAAUAGUUUCAUGUCUUACCAUGUCUUCUUGUUUAUAAGAAAACAAAAGACCCAUUUUUGAUUAUCUUAAAAUAUGCUAUCGUCAAAUCAGCAUUCAUUUUGUGAAUUUAAAUUUAAAUUUCAGGCAUUUAAUCAGCACUGUACCAGAAUCAGUAAAACAUUCUCAGGAACAUUUGUUUUGUAACACCAAACAAACUGUAUCCGCCAGCUGAGUUUUUUAUGUUCAUUUAUUUUUAUUCAUAAAGAGAGAAGUGUAUAAGUUCAGUAUCAGUAGCAUAUUCCACAAGGAGUGUUUAAGCUUUGAGGGGGAGAACCUUUCUGUUACUAAGUUUCACUCCCCUCAUUGUUCUACAGCUAAACAGAUAAGGGUACAACGUGAGAGUAUAUAUUUUUUUCAGAACAGAAGCUGAGUGUUCCACUGGAUAAUUUUUAAUUCAGAUUCGGUUUCUUUUUAUAUUAUCUUACCCACUUUGGGGAAAUUCCUUGUGUUCAGUUGCCCUGAUUGUAUAAUAUGCGGGAAAUGCUUUGUAUUCCUGAAAGAGGCUUGUCAGGUUACAGAGCGCUGGGUUGUGUUCUUUAUACAGCAACACUUUUGAAUAGUGUUGUAGGUGAUUCAGGUGCAGAAGGACCACAUUGUGUUAAUCAUGCAUGAGUAAUGAGCUUUAUCAGUCACUUGGCAAUAUGCUAGGAGCUUGUAUGUUAAUGUCUGUUAUUAACGCCUUUUAUGACUUCCGUGUCAUUUUUAGUGCACCAUAGUUUUACUUUGGGUUUUUAGUAGCACAUGCAUGUUGUUGCCCUGAACUUGCAAAAUCAUUGAGUAGAAGUAUAAACAUUACUUUGUCAUGAUCUGAACACAUGAACCUUUAAAAUGUCUUUACUUUUUUGUGUUAAUUAAAUUAUGUUAUCAUAUUUCCUGUAACCGGUGAGCAUACUAUAUUUCCAAUAUCCUUCCUGGACUGGAAGCUUCUAUACCAUUUACAGUAUGUCGCCAUGACGGCUUCAGUUUGUUUGCAUUCAUUUCUAAAUGUAGGUGAACACUAACUUUACAACCAAAGGUGUAAGCAAGAUAGCCGUAAAUCUUUUGAACUGGUCCCCAGUCAUGCCUGACACUACCCCCUCCUUCCGCCUUAUUUCCUUCUCUACCAUAGACCUUGAAUGUCACAGCUCAGUGUUUGCUCCUGUCAGCACUGUGGUAUGUGUGUUUGCUUUACUUUGAAUACAAAUUAUUAAAGCUUACCAACAUUCUGUUUAAUGAUUAGGUAUCAGUGAGAGUCAUUGCCCGCUAACACCACUCCUGCGGCUCGAUCACAUUCAACAAGUAUCAUGCUUCAGUCAUUUGCACGAGUAGGCAGAGAUUUAUGACCUUACUAUGUAUUGAAUUUGCUUGAAAAGCAAACAAACUUUAUGAGGCCUCAAAGUGUGUGACAGGAGAAAAGGCAUCAUGUUUUUUGUGUCUGUGUUUGUGUCUGUGCCCCAGCUCUGUUUGCACUAGUGUGUGUUUCAGCACAGCAGUCGUUUGUUGCACUGCAUCACAGAAGGCUUGUCUUACAGGUUUUCCUUCACGCCCACACACAAACACAGAUGCGUGCUAUGACACAAACACCAACAGGGCGUGGAAAGAAUCUUUCUACAGUGCUCUUUUGCUUUUUUCAGACAGUACUGCUGUUUUUCCAGGAUGAGUCUCUGAUAACUCUCUUUACAGCUGAAGGUGUGUGUUUGCUAUAGCUGUGCCCGUUGACUCAGCAGCACACAGCUGUCCCUCUUUCAAGUCAGGAUGGCAGGGGAGUCUGUUCCCGAGGGUCCUGACGUAAAAAGGUUGAGUGAGGAGGAACUUUGGGAACUGAUUAACGACAACCGCCACCGGAUCUCCCUUGGAGUACGACCAUGCAACUUAAUCCCUUACCUGAGGCAGGCCAGGGUGCUCAGUGAGAUGGACCAGGAUGAGAUCCUUUCCAGCCACAACCUCACCAACAGCAGCAUGAGAACCAGCUAUAUGUUAGAUUUGCUAAGGACCCAGGGGAGGAAUGGCGCUGUGGCCUUACUGGAGAGCCUGAUGAUCCACCAUCCGACCCUGUACACCCAAGUUACUGGACGGAAACCCAGCACUGAGCUCUCAGAAUUCAGUGGCCUGAUAAAGUACUCUGAGCUGACGGAAUAUCUGGUCAGAGCAGUAACAGGAAUGCAGAAGGAGCUCCAGGAGGCGCGAUGCGAGGCUGGCAGAAUGAGUGCACGCUGUGUGUCCCUAGAGUCAGAGAUUGGGCAGAUCAUGGAGCAGGAGGAGAAGUCCAGAUGCCUUCAGUCUGAAAAUGAACGCCUGCGGAGAUACUUGUGUUCAUUGCAGCAUGAUGUCACCAAGCUGAAGGAUGAGAAGUGUGACUUGUAUAUGCGUUACACUGCGGCUAUUGAGGAGAAAUCUGCUGUGAACAUGCGCCUCCAUGACCUCAAUCUGCAGGUGUAUCAGCUGCAAACAGAAGUACAGAAGGCACAAACAGAGAAUGAGUUCCAGAAGCGACGCUCACUGAGGUGUGCCUCUAAUGAUGACACACCUUAUUUGCAAAAGAUAGACAGGAGUCUGCCCUGCCAGCUGGUGAAGGCUCGUCAGGACAUCAUGGCCCAGGAUCUGGCUGAGGCUGUUGGCAGCCAGGCGGAGCUUGCAGAGCAGCUCAGAUGUUACAGAGAAGAGAAUGAAAAGCUGUUAAAAGAGAAACAAGCGCUCUUAGAUCAGAAGGAGAGCCUGAGCCUCCAGGUGCAGCAGCUGACACUGGACUGUAAAAUGCACAAGCAGAAAAGCACAGUGAUCCAGAACCAGAUCCAAGAGCUGCAGGCAGAAAGAGACCAGGCAUACCUGUCCAGAAAUGAAGCCCAGGGAACAAUCACCCGCGUCCUGGCUGAGAAGGACACCUUGAGGAGUCAGCUGGUGGAGCUCCAGGACCGUGUCUUCAGCCUGCAGGCCAACCACAGCCCCAGGGCACAAAAGAAGAGUUGUGAUGAGACAGAAUGGGAGAGCCCGAGAUCCAGUUUUGAAGACUGCCCAGUCAGACCCAGACAAAGACUUCGGCGUAUGGAUGCAGUCAAUCCCAUAGGUUCCUUCAAUUCAGAGUGCGAAGAACCUACCCCAAGUAGUGUCCGGUCCAAUAAUGCUGAGCCCCCAAGUCCGGAGUCUCUCCGCAGAAGAGAAGAAGUCCUCUAUGCUGACAGCAGCUUGGAAAAAGCUGAGACUGAUUCUUUAUCGGACGACUUUGUGUUUAUUCCCUACGUGGAGGAUGAAAAGAAGCACACACCCGAGCUCUCCUCUGCUGAUGAUGGCCUAUCAAGAACCUCAGCCCCUCCUUUCCUCAUGCGCUCUCGUCCAAAAGCACUUCGCGUAAACGGCAGAGUUCUUAGCAUCUCUUUCCAAGGGGAAGCACUGCUCAGCCAGCUGGCAGUGAUAGGAGGCAACAAGACUGGAGUGUUUGUACACCAAGUGACAGAAGGUAGCGCUGCCCACACUGUGGGCAUCACCCCCGGGGCACAGAUAGUGGAGGUGAAGUACGAGCAGAAACAGAAGGCUCUGAGGAUGGUGCUGGAGGAUUCCAGUUUGGAGGAGGCUAUGUGGGCUCUUGGCCAGGUCACAGGCAUCUGUCACCUCUCUCUGCGGCCCAGGCAGGAUGACUAUGAAGUGCUGCUGCAGCAGCUGCAGAGCAGUGAGACAUCGUCAGGGGACUCCUUUUAUGUUCGUGUCAACAUGUCUUCUCCUACUGGCCCAAACGAAACCCUGGCCAUGUCCUGCAACAACAUCCUUCAUGUGACCAACACACGACCAGCUGGCACAGAGGACUCAUGGUACGCCAGCCAAGUUCACCCCUGUCAGCUGCUGGAUCUUCAGAGUGGAACCGUACCCAACUACUACAGGGCACAGCGACUUCUGAUCCAUGCAAUUGAAGAGAUGAGCUUUCAAACAAAGAAGUCACAAAAGACUUGGCGUGUAGUUCCCCAGAAUACCAAGGAGAAGGUGGUGAGGAUCGUAAGCACGGGGCGACAGGGCAGGAACCCGCUGUGGGUCAGUGUGGAGGAUGAAAAGGCCAAAAGCAUAGACUCAGGUGAUUCAUCAGCAUCCAAAACUUUUAUGUCCCUCAUGCCCUACACCCUGGUCACCCCCCACUACCCACCCAUCUGCAGGCCUGUCCUGCUGCUGCCCACUGUCCUGGGCCGUAUCCUGGACAAGAAACUGGCAGGAUGGCAGGGCUUCCAGCUGUGUCAACCUGAGAUGCUGAGCCCCAGUGAGCAUGCAGCCCGGCUGCAGAGGUCUGAGAUCCUGGAGGAGUCUGACCAGGGAAAAAACUACUGCUUCACCCUGCAAAGUGUAGACAAAGUCAUGCAGAAGGGGAUCCACUGUGUGCUGCCUUUGGGGCUGGACUGUGUGCGUCGGCUGCACAGGGCUCAAAUCUUUCCUAUUAUCAUCUUCAUUGGUCAAUCAGCACGUAGUGCACGUAAACUCAGGACAAAGCUAAAUCGCUGCAGCCAGUCCGAGGAGCAGCUGCUGGCGUGUUCAAGGAGCGAGGAGCCACUCUUGGAUAAGCUGCCUUGUCUGUAUCACAGCGUGGCUCCAGACUCCUGGUGUGAUCAAACCUCCCUGCUGAACAGCCUGCGCACCAUCAUCUGGGAAGAGCAGAAGAAGAUCGUCUGGGUGGAGCCUGACCUGUGGUGAUGCGGAGGAACGAACAGAAAAGGACCUUGAAAAAUACAGAAAAUAUGAAAAUAAUAAGAACGACUAUUUCUUUCAAGGCCAUUUAUCAUCAUGGUUAAAUGAUAAUGUGUUGGAAGAGUAUAAAUGAGCUUUACAAGAAAAUAUUUUUUGUAAACAUUUGUAUGUAUCUAUGAUACUUGUGAGUAACUCGGUGAAGGAAAGCCCUCAUAAUGUGCUGUAACUGUAUUCUUUUGAAAGAUGUAUAUCCACUAACUGCACAAAGGAACAUUUUCUACAUUAUGCUGCCUCCCUUUUAGAGGCUUUUGUUUCAAAUAAACACUGGUGUGAAGAGUCCUCUAAACACGCACACAUCAUUAAAACAUACUUAAUGCACACAAGAUAUGUUCUGGACCUCUGUGAUAUAAUUUGUAUAUUUUGACAUGCAGAGGGAUCGACUUUUAAAAGCUCUUCCCAAUAACCCUUCAUUUUCACUCUUCUGGCUGUCCUCUCCUUUGGCAUCAAUAAACACUGUGAAUGACUUUAA
This is a messenger RNA of Notolabrus celidotus (New Zealand spotty), 5876 nucleotides long. It is a transcript of the gene card14, whose product is annotated as caspase recruitment domain family, member 14. The transcript has 20 exons. The coding region runs from base 2441 to 5353 and encodes 970 amino acids. The record is from RefSeq and is a predicted model, not a curated record. Gene Ontology annotation, biological process: regulation of apoptotic process. Lineage: Eukaryota; Metazoa; Chordata; Actinopteri; Labriformes; Labridae. Gene Ontology annotation, molecular function: protein binding.